AUGACCGAGACCUCAUCUUUCCCUCCCAAGGCGAUCCAUGCUCCUGCCUCCGCCCACGUCCUGCCGCCGUCGACAUACACCGUCGCUCGCCAUCAGCAUUAUCAUGCGCCCGCGGACCCGGAGCCAGUAGAGCCGGUUGAGGAGACCAUCCACUGCAUCUGCGGCUUCAGCGACGAUGAUGGCUGGACUGUCGCAUGCGACGAGUGCAACCGAUGGCAGCAUCAGUCGUGCUAUUACCCUCAGUAUGACGAGCGACAGAUGCCUGCCGACAUGCAGCACGCCUGCGUCGAGUGCAAGCCGCGACCGGUCGACUGGCAACGAGCGCAACAACGCCAGCGCGAGAAGCGACUACAGCAAGAGCCACAGACCAAUGGCGUCAAGCGCAAUGCCACCAAAAGCCACAAGAAAAAGAUCAAGGAACCGGGCACUGCACACACAAACGGCUGGCCUGUCGACAAGCUACGACACGACCGCAACAGUGCUAGCCCGAGAGAUCAGCCCCCUCCCGCAAAGAGACCGAAAACUAGUCAUCGCACGUCGGAUUCGACGACCACGACCACCAAAGGUCAUUCACGGAAACGCAAUGCGUCCAGUGCAACCCACCGCCGCAGCUUAUCGCGGUCACCGGACUCACCCAUCGAGCAGUACUCGGAGGAAUUCCUGCGAUGCUAUCAGGAAGAUGACUGGGUCGUCACAUACACCAACCUUCACAAUAGCAUUGCCAUCACCAGCGCUUUGUCGGAAUGGCUAGGCUUUUCCGAGGAAGAGUUUCGAGAACACCACAACCAAGCCAAGGGCGAAGUGCUCAUGCGAUGGGAUGGAGAUCUCGAUGAAAUUCCUGGCAAGGCGCAACUCGACAUUCUGGAAGCCCGGGACGACACAAUCCAGUACAACGGCGAGCAUCCAACCUGGAAGAUGUUGACCGUGAAAGAACCCAUCGCCGAGGGUGCUUACAUUGGCGAACUCAAGGGACACGUCGGAUUCAAGAAGGACUACCAGUCGGACGGUGCCAAUCGAUGGGCUCAGCUGCGACACCCUGAGCCUUUCGUCUUCUUCCAUCCGAAACUCCCCAUCUACAUCGACUCACGAAAUGAGGGCACCGAGCUACGCUAUGUCCGACGCAGCUGUCAGCCCAAUGCGCGUCUUCAAAUCCUGGUCACUGACAAUGUCGACUACCACUUCUGCUUCAUGGCUACGACGCAAAUCGACCCGGGCGUGGAAAUUUCAGUCGGAUGGGACACCAACGACGGCAUGCCAGAGUUGAUCGCAAAGAGCCGAUUGUCGGGCGAAGAGCUGGACGGCUUCUCAGCAUGGGUUUCCACAGCGCUUGCUAACUGCGGCCCUUGUGCGUGCCAGCUGCACGAGCAUGACUGCUACUUCCACAGAUUCGACCGUCGCAGGAGAGGUGUGCUGGAAGAAGCGCAGCAAACCAAACCCAAGAGCAAAAAGCGCAAAGCAAACCACAUCUCCCCAAUCAACACCAACGCCCUCAACAGUCGGUCUGGCAGUGAAGCGCGCAAGGUCGAUCCAGACGACGACGGCACCGACUCGCGGUCCACGUCAGGCUCAGCGGGGAGGGGAUCAGCCAGUCGCGAUAUUACCCCCAACACACACUACUCUACCAACGGUACCUCUUCGACGUUGCCUGAACUGUCAGAGAGAGAACGAAAGAAGCUGGCCAAGGAAGAGGAGAUAUUUCGGCGUCAAGAGGAGGAACGAGUCGGCAAGCAAGCCAAGAAGAAGCGGAAUAGUGCAGGCUCGAGUCUCAACACACCUAGUGCCACAUCGUCGAAGCAAUUGGGUUUUCCGCCGACCAAUUCGAAGUACGUCGAUGCUGGCAAUUCACGGCAGAGUGGACUGCCUGCGAAGACGAUGUCAGGAAGGAAGCCCAAGACUCAAAAGGUAUCUAGUCGGCCGCCGAGUAGAACGAUCAAGCGUGUGAGACCGAUCUACGUCGAGCACGAAGUACAGUGCGACCUUGAUGCCGAGGAAGCACAGCAGAGAGCACCUACGCCAUCAUCGAGAAGGCCAUACCUCACCAUGCGCCAACGCCUGAUCGAGCUGUGCGCCCGCAACAACAGCACUGGUAGUGACAGUGUCUCAAAUGCUGCAACACCUACUAUCCAGACCGCACCUCUGCUGGAGAAGAUGCCCACUGCCAACGAACCUGCAUCAUCAAGCUCACCAAAGCCGAGUCCGCAGCCCAAUACGUCGGACGACGUGGAUAUGGCAGAUGCACCCGGCGAGGAAGACAAGGCGUCAUCGCCCGUCGAUGUGAAAGACAACGUAGUCGCAGCUCAAGACGAUGCAAGCAAGUCAUCGCCGGCUGUAGACUUGUCCGCCACCAAGUCAACAUCGCCGGCCGUGGAGUCCAAGACUGGUGAUAUGCACCUUCAGAUGCCUCCGCCACCAGCAAAUCCUUUCAGCCAAGCCGUUCAACCUCUAUCUGCCGGGUCGCCGACCACGACGACGAACAAUGUUGUCCAAUCACCUGCCACGCUUGGUACUCCAUCGAUCUUCUCACCUUCUGUGAGUGCUGCUGUCGCACCAAGCCCUGCCAAGAAGAAGCUUAGCCUGAGCGAUUACACGCGGCGGAAGGCGAAAGACAAGGAUGUUGAGACUAGCAAAGAGCGGGACAGCUCGCCUGCAUCGACCAACUCGGGUCCGGUUGUACCGCCCCUUCGUCCAUCUUCGUCAGCAGAGGCAAGAGCUGCCGAAGGUGGUUCCGCAAUCGAUGAGGAUGUCAAGAUGGAGGAUGCCAGCGAUGCGCCUGCUAUCAAGGCUUGA
This is a messenger RNA of Zasmidium cellare ATCC 36951, 2787 nucleotides long. RefSeq lists its product as uncharacterized. The record is from RefSeq and is a predicted model, not a curated record. Bases 1 to 2787 code for a protein of 928 amino acids. Gene Ontology annotation, molecular function: protein binding. The transcript has a single exon. NCBI's taxonomy places the organism in Eukaryota, Fungi, Ascomycota, Dothideomycetes, Mycosphaerellales, Mycosphaerellaceae.